Vespula pensylvanica (western yellowjacket) is the source of this 1869-nucleotide messenger RNA. Its product is annotated as twisted gastrulation protein homolog 1-A-like. Gene Ontology annotation, biological process: regulation of BMP signaling pathway. The coding region runs from base 450 to 1202 and encodes 250 amino acids. The record is from RefSeq and is a predicted model, not a curated record. The transcript is spliced from 4 exons. NCBI's taxonomy places the organism in Eukaryota, Metazoa, Arthropoda, Insecta, Hymenoptera, Vespidae.
AAACGUUCUGAAAGGAGAAAAAAAUAAGAAAAUUAUCGGAUAACAGAGGAAUUAAAAAAGGAGAAGAAAAAAAAACAAAAGAGAACGAAGAAAAGGAAGAAGAAGAAGAAGAAGAAGAAGAAGAAGAAGAAGAAGAAAGAAACUUGGAAUUUACAUACUUUGAAAAACGAACGAUAUCGUCAUUUAACGACAUUAUCAAUUCCAAAGUUCAACCGAUAAGAAAUAUUCCAAAGGAUUCACCUGGUCCCCAGUGUCCUCCAUUGAGGAACGAACCACUUCUUCUUCGAGUUCUUCUUAGACAUGAGUUUCAACAGUCAAGACGCCGCGACUCACGAAGGAAAUGUCUCGUACCAGUCGCAACGCGAACCGGUUGCGCGCUCUUAAAAUAGUUUCUCACGCGUAGGUAACUGGUACGAGCGAGCUCCUGUUCGCUGGAAAUACGCCGAUAGAUGUGGAAGAACACGAUGACGUGCCGGAGCGCGCUGAUCACCGCGUUUACCAUCGGAAUUCUUCUCCUGGCGACUAGAACGGAUUACUCGGAAGCCUGCAACGAAGCGAUCUGUGCAAGCGUCGUUAGUAAGUGCAUGCUCACUCAAAGUUGUAAAUGCGACCUCGUCACCUGUACUUGCUGCAAAGAGUGUUUCUCAUGUCUCAGCUAUCUCUACGACGAGUGUUGCUCUUGCGUUGAUCUCUGCCCAAAGCCGAACAUCACGGACAACCCGUUAAGCAAAAAAUCCCACGUGGAAGAUUUCAGCGAACCGGUACCUGGUCUCUUCCAAGCUCUCACGGCAGAACCGGAUCCGCACGAACGUUGGCUCACCUUUACCUAUCCAGUGGAUUUUGAUAUGUCCUUGUUCGCGCCGAAGCAAGAAAAGGAAAUCAAAUAUCACAUGCAAACCGCGGAGGAAGAGAUGCAUCCUUUGAAGCCAAACGUGAUGACGGUAAACUGUACUGUGGCGUUCAUGGCACAGUGUAACUCUUGGAACAAGUGUCGAGCUUCCUGUCAAAGUAUGGGUGCAACCAGCUAUAGGUGGUUCCACGAUGGCUGCUGCGAGUGUAUCGGUGACACGUGCAUUAAUUACGGGAUCAAUGAAUCCAGGUGUAUUCAUUGUCCAAUGGAUAAAGAGGAGGAUGACCUGAAGGAUCAAUACGAUGAUUUUGGUCAGGACGAGGAUGAAUUAACGGAGGAUGAAAUCGAUUAGAUGACGAAGGGAAAGUUGAAAAAGGUCGUACGAACUAAGCGAUAUUAUUCGCGUAAAGUGCAAUUUCACCAAAAUCCAUCAUUGUUUUCCCGGUGAUGAUCUAAUCGACGAUAGACAAAAUUUACAAGUUGAUCCGCAUCGGAGAGGAACUUUGUUGUUGUUGUUUAUUUUUUUUUUUUCUUUCUUUUCUUUCUUUUUUUUUUUUUUUUUUUUUUUUUUAACGGUGCAAUUAUAUCGGAAAGGGCUUGUAUUAUAUAAGGACGCUCGGAUAGAAUAUUUUUUCCUCUAGUGUGAUCUUCUCUUAUUUUAAGAAUUUUAAAUGGACUAUCGGUCUCUUUAGAAGGGACAAGAUUUUUUUGAAUGAAUAUUGAAUGAAUAUUUAAUGAAUAUUUAAGUCAACGCAACGUCCAGGAUACAAAGUUCGUUUUUAAUUGCGUCGAUAGAAUAGGUAACACGAGAGUGUGCCUGUUCGAUCAAGAAAUAUUUUAGAGGUCGAACGUUCGACUCGUCUCUGUACAUGACUGCAGCGGCAUAUCACAAAGAAUCACUUAAUUCGUUUGAAACGACCUCCUUCUCACGAAUAUCUAUUUAAUUUACCAAUUUAUCGAAUCGUAUGUUUUAUCUAUUAUACUGUGCCAUACGAAUAAAAUUGUAAAUAUGUCAAAUA